AUGGCUAAAGUCGGUCGAGGUUUGCAAAUACCACUUUCAUGGAUUCCAGGACGUGAUGGAUUUUGUCCAGCUGGUGCAGUUUCUGUUGAUAACAUAUGUGUAGCACGAAGUAAACACAGUGGGGAAUUAUUGCCUGGAAAAUUAGUACCGAUGAAUGGAAAAUGCUAUUGUCCUUAUGGUGGAGCAGAAUUAGAGUCUUACGAUUAUGAAGUAUUGUGUGAAAGUUUUAUUCCUGGUUCUUGCAAAGGAUAUCGUUGGGAAAGAGCAUUUGACGGUGAUGUUCCAAAAAAUGCAAUUGUUGCUGGAAUAGCUAAAGAUGGUGAACCAUUGUACAUUGUAAAAGGUGUUGUGAAUGAUGAAACAUGUUUUGGAAAGCUACACGAAGGUCAUUCAUGUGCCUACUUACCAUGGGGUGGUAAGGAAUAUUCAGUCAAUGAAUAUGAUGUACUUGUGUGGCAGAAACAUUGA
This is a messenger RNA of Schistosoma curassoni, 468 nucleotides long. The record is from the annotation of a GenBank genome assembly. NCBI's taxonomy places the organism in Eukaryota, Metazoa, Platyhelminthes, Trematoda, Strigeidida, Schistosomatidae.